This is a messenger RNA of Alternaria postmessia, 1323 nucleotides long. RefSeq lists its product as uncharacterized. NCBI's taxonomy places the organism in Eukaryota, Fungi, Ascomycota, Dothideomycetes, Pleosporales, Pleosporaceae. The record is from RefSeq and is a predicted model, not a curated record. Gene Ontology annotation, molecular function: protein binding. The coding region runs from base 1 to 1323 and encodes 440 amino acids. The transcript is spliced from 5 exons. Gene Ontology annotation, cellular component: cytoplasm.
AUGAAUGUCACCAAGAAAUUCGAUCGCUUGAAGCAAUGGACCAACGAGAAGAUGGGCGCAGAGGCCCGCACUGGGCUCUCCGACGAGUUCAAGGCGCUCGAGGUAGAAAUGAACCUGCGUCAUGAGGGUAUGGACAAGAUGCAGGCCGCCAUGGCUGUCUAUGUCAAAUCGCUAUCCAAGCGCGCAGAGGGCGCCGACAAGGAGAAGCAGCUUCCAGGUGGCCAUUUGGGUUCGUCCAUGGUCACCCACGGCGAGGACUUCGAGCCCGACUCGGAAUUUGGCAAUUGCUUAUCUUCACUGGGACGUGCCAACGAACGUCUGGCGCGAGUGCAGGAGACGUAUGUCGCAAGUGCUACGUCAUCAUGGCUCGAGGGUCUUGAGCGCUCGUUGAUCCAAAUGAAAGAGUAUCAGUCCACCCGCAAGAAGCUCGAGACGCGUCGUCUGGCUUACGAUACCUCUCUAGCCAAGAUGCAGAAGACGAAGAAGGAAGACUUCCGCAUGGAGGAGGAACUACGCGCCCAAAAGGCCAAAUACGAGGAGACCAGCGAAGAGGUCUUCAGAAGGAUGCAGGACAUCAAGGAGUCAGAAGUCGACAUGGUCCAGGACCUGACCGCUUUCCUCGAGGCAGAGCUCAGUUACUACGACCGCUGUCGUGAGAUCCUCCUCAACGUCAAGCGGGAGUGGCCGGUUCGAGACACCAGGGCUAUUCCUAGCCGUCCCGCGCGCUCCCGAUCCAACACUGCACACGGCUAUGCAGAGCGCUUCAACCCGGUCGAAGAAGAACCCGAGCCCGAAGUCCCUCGUAUGACUAUUCCCAAGCUUACGUCCACGCGCAGCCGCUCCCCUGGCCCUGAGCAGUCGCCAGGUGGCUACUCUCUACGCCCCUCUCUUAGCCGAACCUCGACCUACGAUAACGCCAAUGGCUACCGAGACGACUCCCCUGCCCGCCGACUGUCCCGCGUCCCCACCGAUUCCUCUGUCAUAUCUUCCGGCCGUACCAACCUCCGCCCAGUCCGCCAGGCUAGUGCUAGCCAACAGAACACUUUUGCUGAUGACUACGAGGACGAUUAUGAGCGAUCUAACGGAAAUGGAUACAGGCGUGAUCGAUCGCCGCCCAGUCCCGAUACGUCGUCAUCUGUAGGCAGUGGACGCGGUGGCAACAUGUCGCGGGCAGCGAGCUGGACAGCGAGCGAGCAGGGACAGGGAAGCAAUGGCAAGAAGGCACCUCCGCCACCACCUCCAUCAAGGGCGAAGAAGCCGCCGCCACCUCCACCACCAAUGAAGCGAAGUGCGUUGAGUGAAUCUCAAGUAGCACGCUACUAG